Cladocopium goreaui is the source of this 588-nucleotide messenger RNA. Lineage: Eukaryota; Dinophyceae; Suessiales; Symbiodiniaceae. The record is from the annotation of a GenBank genome assembly.
GUUUUUUUCUCGCCCCCAUGUCUCACGAGCUCUAUGGCGAAUCUCACCGAAAAAGUCCACUGGCAUGAGGGGACCGGGAAGCUGGCAUCCUGCAGAUUUUGCCUGAAAGGUGCACUGGCUUUCUGCCUUCUAGCUGGAGGAACCGUGACAUCACUGGGAGCGAGCACAUCGGCGAAAGAUGGUGCUGCAGCCACCGAGAAGCAUCGUCAGAUAGCACCUCACCAUCGAGAUCUUCAGGCAUCGCUUCAUAUGAAGUACCACCUACCGACGGCUCGAGUUACCUCAGCCAGUAGCUGCAUGAAGGUGGUUCGAGCUUCUCUCCUUAGAUCCCAGAAGUCAGAGGGCUUCUUGGCCUUCUUCCCUCCAUCUGGAGGCAAACCACUGCUGGUGGGCCUGACACUGGUCCUUCAGGGCCACCUGGUGGCGCCAAUGGAUUGGAUGCCAUUGGUCUGGUCGAUGAUGCUCAAAUCUGCCGUCACCGUUGGACCAGCUGUGGUGGACCCGGGUAGCAGUGGAGACCCCGUGCCAGAAGCUUCUGAAUAUUUUAUCGAAUAUUAAAACACUGACAGAUAGAAAUCAUAAAUGAAC